AUGUUGCUCGGUAUAUUCAAAUCACUCAUCAUUCAAGAAGACUCCUCUGAACCACCUCGAAGUGAGCCGAGCCACGGACCAGUCACCCCUUCAUCGUUGCCACUUCAUGUAUCAUUGGAAAAUGCAAAGAAGAUUGGAGUAUUGGACAGAGAAGAGGAAAGAAAGGCCAGCGAAACCGAAUCAUUUGAAUCAAUGAGCAAUGAUGCUGGGAGCUCCUCUAGUAGCAGUAGCUCCAGUGGGAGCGAGAGGCUGGCACCCCAGACGCCCAAGAACGAAGAUGAACCAGAGACCUUCACCAUCCCUCGCUCGAAAAGCAGUGGUGCUAUUGAUCGAAUUCGAAAGCAUAGACAAGACCGAAGAGCAAGUUUCGGGGAAGAAACAAUGGAUGGAACGCAGAGCCAAGAAGAAGGCUUAUGUGAAAAGAAAUCAGACCAGUUAUCACUGAGCCGUGCAAAUCUACAGCGAAUUCGAGAGCUCAGGAAUCGAAGAACUAAAAGUGUGCAAGCUGGACUUGGUGGAUCAGAUCCAUUACCCCUGAGUGGUGCCAAUAUUCAGCGAAUUCAAAGAACUACAAGCGUGAUGGAAGAAGGAUUUGAUGAUGAAUCGUCGAGUCAACCGCAUAGUAGUCUUUCUGAAUUUAACGAAACGGAGGAAAACCCAAUGCUCAAACCUCGAAAUCUUCCCUUACGAGUCCGUCGCACUCGAGAGAACAGCAGUGGCUCCAUAACAAGAAACUUGACAGGUGCAAGAAGUGGCGGCUUCUCCUCAAGAAGUUUAUUGACACGAAGUAGAAGUGGUACUAGUGAUUAUUCCAAACAAUCAUUAAUGCAAGGUCGCCAUGCUCAGUCUAUGGGAUCUCUCUCUUGGACGAAAGAAAAUAGUCCCUCGUCGCCAUCUUCGCGCAAUCACACUUGGCGUACAAGUAGCAGUGGGACAGCAGCACGGAUCAGGGAUCGACGAGGUCUGUCCCAAAGUGAGCAUGGUUCGGUCUCUGGAUCGCGUAUCGGUAACCUACCGGCAACCACGAGUGUAAAAGGCACGACCUUGGAACUAUUGGCCUUGAUUAAGAAGCGACGAAUGGCUAGACAAUCAUUGUCUCCUGUUCCAGCCAGAAAGACACAACCACGCCGACGUCGUUCCAGCUCCUUUUCUCCUGAUAGGGCGAGAAAGCGAUUGGAGCAGAAGGAGCUCGAUGCUCGAACUAUGUGCUUGUCCAUCGAAAACGAAACAUCGCGAGCCGAAUCUUCGGAUGCGUUGCAUGAUUCCUCCAACUCGAUCACCAAGACACCAGCCAGCACCAGUACGGGAGCAAUGCCACCUAGCAGCUAUGCCAGCCCUGCAGCCUCUGAUGCCGAAGAAUCAUGCUCAGCCAGUUUCGAUUCGUUCCAAGAUGACGAAGAAGAUCUCAGUGAUGAAGAAAGCGACGAAGAAAGCCACAUGUCUCCAAAGGGCGUUAUGGAGUUUUACCAAUCCUCCCAGGAUAAGUUUACCACCCAAGGAAUAGAUGCUGCUCACCAAGAGAAAGUGAAGCAGAUGCGUGCCGAAAUGGAAGCGUUACAGAAGCAGUUACGCCAGACGGAAGAAAACAAGGUCGGCGCCAUGCAACUUCUCAGGGAAGACGUGGACACUCGCAAGGCGAAAAUGAUGCAACUCGCAAAGAGGAAGAUUCAAUCACAUUUGGAGUCUGAGAUGGAGCUGAAGAUCUACACCAUGGAAGUGGAACAAACACGCCUCAAAAAGCUGAAGGAAGCCAUGGAAAAGGGCAAAGGGGAAUUGGAACGAACUGUUGCCAUAGCGGAAGGUGACAUUCAAAACAUGAUGAAAGAAAACGAACAUUUGGAUGCCGAAAACAAGGAAGUUCACCGUAUGUACACCCAUUUGUCCAAGUGGGUUGCGAAAAAGACAGUACAAAACGAGAAAUUAGUGAAGGCCGAAGAAAAGCUGAAGACAAUUCACAGCGGCUCCCUCAACCUCAUCGCCCAAGAGAAGCUGUCCACGCUUUACCGCCGAUGCAUGUACAGGGUUGCCCAAGGUGUCAACUCUUGCGAAGGCUUUGACUUUGAACUUAACGAGGAUGUUUGGGACAUGAUAAAAGAAGCUGAAGCCGAGGCCGGAAAAGAAGUCAUUGACCUACACGAGGUGGACGAGUGGGAAAAGGAGCUUGCUGAAAAUGAAACCCCCCUAGUCGGAAUGCGAUUCUCGGCUGGACUCGACAACAGUGAUGAUGUUGAUGGACUCACCAUGUCGAUUCGUACCAGAAGUACUCUUGAAAACCUCGACCUAUCGAGACGAAGCAGGGCUAGUCACGACUGUUCCUAUCGAACCGAUGGCACUGGCACCAGUAUCUCGGAGGAAGAAAUGUACUACAGCGAAAGUGAAAGCGAAAGCGAAGAUGACGAAGAAUUCGAAGAAGACAUGGAACGGCUCGAUGGCAGUGUUACUUUCUACGAGAAUGUUCUGGCGGAGGUAUCUGUGAAUCUGGACGCCAUACAAAUGAACACUCUUCACGAGAGCAAGGAUAUGUUGAUCAGCAUCUUCAAGUUCAUGGACGUUGAUGGAAGCGGGGAUGUUGAUUUGGAAGAGUUCAAAGUGGGGAUUGAGCUUUUGAACAAACGUCUACCCGAAUCGUCUCGUUUUGAGGAUGCUGAAGAAUUGUUCAAGCUGUUGGAUAAGGACAACAGCGGCAGCAUUGACCUCGAGGAGUUCGAGAGGGUCUUUGAUGAUAUGUAA
Cylindrotheca closterium is the source of this 2730-nucleotide messenger RNA. NCBI's taxonomy places the organism in Eukaryota, Bacillariophyta, Bacillariophyceae, Bacillariales, Bacillariaceae. The record is from the annotation of a GenBank genome assembly.